GUUUGAUUGUUUCUAAUAAGAGUACAGAGUACUCUGUAUAUAUCAGCUGAUUGCAUUUUCAGAAGCUGCUUUUAUCAAGUUCCCCCCGUACUUAUCCGCACAUUUGUUAAUAGUCCCACAAGGUUGCAGCUAUUGGAGAGUAAAUAUCUUCACCCUUCUUUUUAUGUAUCAACAUUCAAUUCUUGAUGUUUAAGAAGCAGCCUUCAUACUGAUUGUUGUGAGGAGCUGCUUGACCCCAACUGUGAGUCCAAUCCCUGGUUUUCGCCUCAUAUCUGCUCCUUUGCCAUGCUCUGAGGAACACAAGGUUGGCAGUAUUUGUGCUUUGGUCUGAUGUUUUUGGUUAAUUAUACUUGCUGCUGACCUUUCAGACUGUUUCGAUACAUGUCAUAAUAGUCUGCUAUGAUGCAGUAUAAAUAAUCUGUGUGUAUUCAGAUAACUGCAGGCCAUAUUUGAAAGGAGUUGGUACUCCUGCUUCGCAGCAGAAUCGGCAACCAACCACACAAUUGUUCCGCAAGAAGACCAAGAAGGAAGAAAAGUCAGAAAGUUAGAUCAAUUACGGCGAACAAUCCUAAUAGUGAGAAGCUUUUACUAUCAAAACGAACUGCUACUCUUGCAUCGAUGUCCCACAAGCGCCGGCAAGGCGCUCUUGGUGCGUCGAAAGUACAUCCUGAAGGGUCCACCGCAAACUUUGCUGCAGAUAAGUCUCAUAGCUUGGCCGAGAAUGCGGUUGAAAAUUUGGGUGCGACAUCCUCUGGGCUUUCAGGGCUAAAACUGAAGUCCGGCUGUCUCUCGAAUGAUGGAGGCAGAGUGGCAGGCGUAAUCGGCACCAAUGGAAAGCAUUUACAUGGGAAGCCCUCUUUCACAGCGGAACUUGACGGGCUGCUUGCAGAGGGGAAGGCAGCUGCCGAUAUUUUGUCCGCAAGUGAAAGGUUGAAUCGCACCAGUGACGAGACAUCGUCACCUGAUCCCUCCAUUCACCCGGCCAGAGGGUAUGAUAAAACCAAACCGUCGGCCACAUCUAUCAACCUACACAAACACGCUAGUGUGAAAGAGCUUGGUUCUCCCUAUAUAUCUUCUGCAACCCAUGUGAAAAAUAUGUCAAUCGCCUCCCACCACGAUUCUGAGGCUCCAAAUGGUGAAGAUUUCUCAUUUUCGGUGACUGAAGGCCAACCAAGUCGUAGAAGCACACAUCAUGGUCCUCAUCACCGAGAAAUACGGCUCUGCGAACCAGCAAAAAGUAUACCAGUGGGCUCUAAGAACUUUUCCCCGACGCAUAAGGCUUUGAGGCAGAGCAUUAUGGAGGGAAUGCAACCCCCGCAGCCAGCCGUCCAAAGCCCAGGUGUUUCUGAAUUUGAGCACGAAUUUCUGCAGUUGGAGCGAAGUGAGGUACAAGAGCUUCGUGAAUGGCUCCAACUCACUGGCUAUUAUGAUGAGGAGUACCGUUCAAAAUCUCUGCGACGGCGCAAACGUCUGGCGGCCUUGGAGUUAGAAAGGGCCCAAUUGAUAAAAGAGGAGCAAGACGCACGUGAAGCAUUGGAGAGACGCAACGAUGCGUCUUUUCCUACAUCUCAUUUCAAACUAGACAUGAAUGACACAUUUCCCGGUGGACAUGGCUCUCCUCACUUGGCAUCAGCUAAUUCUAUGCCCCAGACGCCCAAGGGAGCUGAGAUGAUUGAUCGCACUCCUUCCAUAAACCUCAACGAUGGGAGUAUGGGAGAUCCUGGCCGUGACGCCACCCCUGGUCCGUUUAUCCACCCGUCAAGAGAGUUAAAAUUGAAGCGAUCAGGCUCCAUCAUGGCUUCUCCUCCGCAACAAUCAAUGAAGAAGCUACGCAUGGAAAGAUGGAACAUGCAUACUGAAGACCAAGAUGAUCCAGACGCCGUGCGGCCCACCGAACAGUCCAGAACGGCUUUUUUUGAGAAACCGCAGCAGGAUACCCAGCAACAUGAUUUCAGUAACACAAACCAGCCCGGUGGAUGGGGGGAUAUUCCAGAAUCUAGGGGCUAUGGAUGGGGCGUGCCCAGCCGUGGACGUGGACGUGGCCUCCCUCCAAUGCGACCCCGUGGCGGCGGGCCUUCGCAGAGUACCCGUUCCCAGUACGUGUUAGAGAAUCCUCGGAUGAUCCUAGGAGCAGGAGAAACGAAAUUCUUCAUUCUAAAGAGCUUGUCACUCGAAAAUGUGAUAGCAUCACAGCACGAGGGCACUUGGUCAACACAAGUGAAGAAUAUUGAUAAGUUGGUGGAUGCUUACAAUUCAGCCCGCCAUGUCGUCUUGUUCUUUUCUGUUAACCAUAGCAAGGCAUUUCAAGGCUUUGCAUGUAUGGAGUCUUUACCUGGAGAUCCAGAUGUUCCCAUUCCAAGGUGGGCGGACUCAUAUAACUGGGAACCCAGUCCUCCAUUCAGGGUCAGGUGGGUCAAUACGGCAGUGACCUCCUUCAAACAAGUCGCCCAUUUGACAAACGCAUACAAUGAUAAUAUGCUGGUUUUCGUUGGUCGUGAUGGUCAGGAGAUUGAACCACGCUGCGGGCUGGAGCUUUGUUCUAUUCUUGACCGCUCUGGGACCUUGUAACCUUGGAUCAAUACUACACUCAAGGCCGGCACCAAGCCUUUCAUCCAUAUUGCUCCAGACAAGACUACUCGAUGCUUGGUUGAGCGAUGGGUUAUCGGUUUUCAAUAUUGACGUUGACUGAAGUAUCACUCCACGCAAUCACAUUAUUAUGAUGUACUCCGCAUAGUGGGCUUCUACCUUAUGGAUCAGAUAUGUAUGAUCCAGCCCACUGCUCUUUUAUAUGACGCUGGAACUCCAUACUCUUCGGCGAAUCUUCAGCUUUCUUUAAAAGAUUCCUUCCUCUAAAUCGUGACAGCCAAAUACGCUGCCCGGCGACGCGAAACGAGUCAUCAAAGAGAACUUUCGAGAUUGUUCAACCGUUACGGAGUAGAUUUCGCAGCAAAACGGACAGAGAAGAUUGCGUGAUAUGUUACAUUUGGGCCGGAUCUAGUUUGCCAGAUUUCUUGGGAAAUGUUGGCAAUUAUCACAGCUAUCCCGCACCACAAUUAGAGCAUCAACAGUUUUUGAUGGUUGAUGUCUCCUGCCGAGCGGAUAACUCCUUUCCUUCUUUUUGAUGUCGGGGGCAACUGUCCAUCCACUCCUUGAGACACUAGGUAAAUAUUUUCUUUAUAUUAAACAGAUCAAUCGCUUUCUGUGGACAUCACAGUUCAAGAAAAGGGUACAGGGGAUACACAGAGAGAAGCGAAGGACAGGAGAGCGAAUCAGAACUUUUUUGAACCUUAUGAUACACAUAGUGUUCAAUUACUUGAUUUCUUAAUGAAGUACAUAAAUCGGAAUUGCAGAGGGCGUUUGAGGGCAAAUGCUUAUACUCGACACUUUUCAACGGUGGCUAUGGCUCAAUUGGCUGAGCUGAUGAGCUGUUGAAGAAGCGGUUCAGUUACUAGAGGGAUCCAUGUAACAUAACUCCCAUAACAAUGGAGGAACACGCGCCCGAUAAAACGCCCGCUGCGUUGAAAUUGAUACCUCAUUCUAGUGUC
Messenger RNA from Coccidioides immitis RS, 3545 nucleotides. RefSeq lists its product as uncharacterized. Gene Ontology annotation, biological process: mRNA splicing, via spliceosome; regulation of mRNA splicing, via spliceosome. The record is from RefSeq and is a predicted model, not a curated record. Gene Ontology annotation, cellular component: nucleoplasm. The transcript has 6 exons. Gene Ontology annotation, molecular function: mRNA binding; N6-methyladenosine-containing RNA reader activity. NCBI's taxonomy places the organism in Eukaryota, Fungi, Ascomycota, Eurotiomycetes, Onygenales, Onygenaceae. The coding region runs from base 619 to 2568 and encodes 649 amino acids.